ACCAUAACGGAAAUCAAUUAUUUUUCUUUGUGAUUCAGAUUUAAGGUUAGAUCGCGCUCGCUCCCAGCUGUGUAACCGAUAUCUGAGAUUUAACCCAUUGGAUGCCAGUAAUACACACACAGUGUAGUUGGGUUGCAAUUCGCUGUGCUCAGCUGCUGCCGUAUACUCAGACGUUCCUGUUAUUAUGAAGAUCACGUACAAAACACGUCACUGUGUUUACCAGUAGGAAUAUCUGACAAUUUCAAUGGCACUUAACAAGACAAUGUCGACCAAGAACCAGACCUCAGACCUUUCUGAUGCACACAGAGACAAAGAUAACGCCAAUAUAUUGAAAGUUGAGGUAACAGAAGAUCUGUGUGCUGAAGCUUUGGAUGCAGAAACCAGUGACAGUUUUAGCCUAGACGAAGAUAACGCUGAUAUAGUGAAAGUUGAGAUAACAGAAGAUCUGUAUUCGUAUGAUCAGGUGAAGACUGAGGAGGAUGAAGUUCCUAUAAGUACGGCUACAGCAAUAACAAAAGUAGAACAAACAGAAGAUUUGUGUGCGGUAAAAUCCCAUGACAAUCAGGAGCAGGACAACUAUGAAGAUGACCUGGAAAACAAGGAGGAUACAAUGUAUCGAUCAAUGAGCUCAGAUGUUCCUUGUCAAGACUGGAGUGCAGAUGAUUCUUAUAGUCUCUUUAAAAAUACACAAAACUAUGUGGCGAAUAAACCAUUUUCAUGUUUUUUAUGUGGGAAAUGUUUUACCCACAAAUCACAUCUUCUUACUCAUCAGAAAAUUCAUACAGGGGAGAAAGAAUAUUCAUGUUUUGUAUGUGGGCAAUGCUUUAUCCAGAAAACACAUCUUAUUGACCAUCUGAAAAUUCAUACAGGAGAGAAAUCUUAUUCAUGUUCUGAGUGUGGGAAAUCUUUUACCCAAAAAUCAAAUCUUAUUAGACAUCAGAACAUUCAUACAGGAGAGAAAUCUUAUUCAUGUUCUGAAUGUGAGAAAUCAUUUAACCAAAAAUCGCAUCUUAUUGCUCAUCAGAAAAAAUAUAAACAUGAGAAAUCAUUUCCAUGUUCUAUAUGUGGAAAAUGCUUUACCCAGAAAUCUGUUCUUAUUGACCAUCUGAAAUUUCAUACUGCAGAGAAAGCAUUUUCAUGUUCUGUAUGUGGGAAAUGUUUUAUCCAGGAAUCGCUUCUUAAUGACCAUCUGAAAACUCAUACAGGAGAGAAAGAAUUUUCAUGUUCUGAAUGUGGGAAAUGUUUUAAAUGGAAGUCCUUUCUUUUUAGACAUCAGCAAACUCAUACAGAAGAAGAAGUUUCAUGUUCUGAAUGUGGGGAAUGUUUUAACCAGAAAUCAAAACUUAUUGCUCAUCGGAAAAUACAUCAACGUCAGAGAGCAUGUUCUUGUUCUAUAUGUGGGAAAUCUUUUACACAGAAAUCACACCUUACUAGGCAUCAGAAAAUUCAUACUGGAGAGAAAACAUUUUCAUGUUCUGAAUGUGGGAAAUGUUUUAACCAGAAAUCAAAUCUUAUUGCUCAUCAGAAAAUACAUGUACGUGAGAAAUCAUUUUCAUGUUCAGAAUGUGGGAAAUGUUUUACUUUCAAGCCAGAUCUUGAUAAUCAUGAAAAAGUACACACAGGAGAGAAAGUAUUUUUGUGUAAUGAAUGUGGGAAAUGUUUUACAUUGAAAUCAACACUUAGUAGACACCAGAAAACUCAUACUGGAGAGAAAGCAUUCUCCUGUUCUAUAUGUGGCAAAUGUUUUACAAAUAAAUCAAAUCUUAUUAUUCAUCAGAAAAAACAUACAGGAGAGAACUCUAAUAGUAAAUAUUAAUUAAAGGGACAUGAUACCCAAAUGUUGAAACACUUUAAAGUGAUGCAGCAUAGCUGUAAUAAGCUGACUAGAAAAUAUCACCUUAACAUCGCUAUAUAAAAAGAAAUAUAUAUUUUACCUCAAAAUGUCCUAAGCAUUCACGCCCCCAUUGUAAAGGACUUUGAGCAGCAAAUCAGUAUGCCUGUCCUGGGACUUGCAAGGGAGCGUGCCUCAUGCACACUGAUGUUAUUUCCCUAUUCAGUUUAAGGAAGUUUACUAUGAAAUCUCAUGAGAGUUAAGUGAAAUUGCAUGAGAUCACAGUAAAAGGGUUCAGGAACUCAGCACGGCUGAUGCUGAUUGGCUGCUGUUCAUUUCUUCCUUUUUUUUUUUUACACCUGCACUUGGGCAGUAACUGAAAGAUAACUUUUUACACAGCACUUACUCUGGUGAGUUGAGGAAAUUGUGAAGUAACAUAUCUUCCUUUUUACAUAGAGAUGUUCAGGGGAUAUAUUUUCCUGUCAACUUUUUACAGUUAUGCUGUAUCACUUUCAAGGGAUUUAGCAUAUGAGUAUUAUGUCCCUUUUAAGCCCACUUAAGUAAAUGUUAAAGGGACAUGAAACCUAACACAAUGUUCUUUCAUGAUUUAGAUACAAUUUUCAACAACUUUCCAACUGACUUUUAUCUAAUUUGCUUCAUUCUCUUGGUCUCCUUUUUAGAAGAAGGAACAAUGCACUACUGGGAGUUUACUGAAAACAUCAGGUGAGCCAAUAACAAGGCAUAUAUGUGUAGUCACCAAUCAGCAGCUCCUGAGACUACCUAGGUAUCCUUUUCAACAAAGGAUACCAAGAGAACAAUACUAGUUAGACAAAAGAAGUAAAUUGGAAAGAUGUUUAAAAUCACAUGCUCUACCUGAAUGAUGAAAGAAAACAAGUUUUCAUGUCCCUUUAAUGUUUCCUCUCUGUCGGGAACAAAAGCAGGAUUUGUAAAUGUUCUAGAUCCACAAAGUAGAGUUUAUUUUUAUCCUUUGUGGUAGAUAAGUAAUACUAUACAUAUCCCAGUAGUAUCAUGACUACAACACACAUUUUAGCUUAGUGCUAUUCUGAUGCAUUCUAGUAACAUGGGGGUUGGGACUUUCAUCAGCUGACAUUUCACCUGUACAGGACUUAUAUAUAUUUAGGUCUAUAAGUAUUUGGACAGUGACACAAUCUUCAUAGUUGUGUCUGUGAUGUGAUUGAAAUGCAGACUUUCCGCUCUUUUCAAGGGGUUUAACAAAAACAUUAUACUAAUCCUUAGGAAUUACACCAGUUUUCAUGUAUAGUUAGUGACUGCUUGAUAUCUUGGAACCCAGGGACAUUACCAAGUUCCGUGUUUCCUCCCUAGUGAUGCUUUGCCAGGCUUUUACUGAAGCUGCCUUAAAUUGCUGCUUUUUUUCUGGGUCUUUAUGCCUUCAACUUUGUCUUCAGCAAGUGAAAUGCAUAUUAAAUUGGCUUGAGGUCAGUUGUCUGACUUGGCCAUUUUAUAAUAUUUCAACUCUUUGCCUUGAAAAGCCUUUUGGUUGUUUUGAGUCAUUGACCAUGUGUACUGUGAGGUGCCAUCCUAUAAGUUAUUUUAGCUGAUUCUGAGCAGACCGUAUAGCCUUUAUACACUUCAGAAUUUACCCCACUACUUCUGUCAUAAAUCACAUCAUCAAUAAACCCCCAUGACCGGUUAAACUGUCAGCCUUACAUUCCCAUGCCAUAACACUACCUCCACCAUGUUUCAUUUAUGUUGUAUGCUUAAAGGGACAGUCUAGUCAAAAAUUUAACUUUUUGCGAUUCAGAUAAGGCAUGCAAUUUUAAACUACUUUCCAAUUUACUUUUAUCAUCAAAUUUGCUUUGUUCUAUUGGUAUUCUUUGUUGAAAGCUAAACCUAGGUAGGCUCAUAUGCUAAUUUCUAAGCCUUUGAAGGCCGCCUCUUAUCUCAUGUUUGACAAGGUUGUUUUACAGCUAGACAGCACUAGUUCAUGUGCGCCAUAUAGAUAACAUUGUGCAAACUCCUGUGGAGUCAUUUAUGAGUUAGCACUGAUUUGGAUAAAAUGCAGGUCUGUCAAAGAACAGAGAUAAGGGGAUGGACUGCAGAGGCUUAGAUACAUGGUAAUCAUAGCGGUAAAAAGUAUAUUAAUAUAACCAAACUGGGGAAUGGGUAA
Molecule: messenger RNA, 3980 nt
Organism: Bombina bombina (fire-bellied toad)
Lineage: Eukaryota; Metazoa; Chordata; Amphibia; Anura; Bombinatoridae
Product: gastrula zinc finger protein XlCGF26.1-like
Exons: 7
Coding region: 245-1816 (523 amino acids)
Biological process (GO): regulation of transcription by RNA polymerase II
Molecular function (GO): RNA polymerase II cis-regulatory region sequence-specific DNA binding; DNA-binding transcription factor activity, RNA polymerase II-specific
Source: RefSeq, a predicted model, not a curated record